GUCCUUGGGAAGCUUGUGGAUCCUAUUAUUUUCUGCUUCUGAGUGACAGCUUGUUUAAAUCGGAACUGCGAUCUUUUUUAUAGAUCUCCAUCAAAUAUCAUGGCACACAAUCCACUACUUCUCGGAAUUCCAAGAGUCCCAGUGAAAGUAAAUGAAAGACCUCCAACUAUCCAGGAAUUGUACAGGACCCUAAGGAUAUGCCUACAAUAUGUGGAGGAUGGUUGCAACAUUUUCAGCCGUCUGAUCUCCGCCCUCGAGGCCAUCAACUUUUCAUCUUUUCUGCGCGACAACCGCCUGAACGAACCGGAGAUGCGCCGCCUGCUCCCGAUGCUAGGUCAGCGACUGACCAGUCUGCGUAUUCAGUUGGCUGACAUUAGUACGCUCUUCAACGCCUGUCGGACUUUCAGGGUUCGCUGCCUGGGCGGAGUAAAGAAUUGCAUUAUCUUGUCGGGACGAGAGGGGCAAAAUAAGUUCGCCAUCCUAAUGCUUGGCAGGCUGAUUCCCAAUGUACAGAUGCUUCACAUCUUCGCACCCAUCGAUAGUCGCUUCCCAAUGCUGCGACACCUUCGGACCGUUUAUGUGGGUGGAAAGAUAAGCCAAGAGGCUCUAGAUGACCUGUUCACCUACUCGCCCAUGCUGGAGAAUUUCGUUUUGAGGGACGGUUACCCGGACAUCAAAAAAAUUGGCAGGUGCCGGCUUCUUAAGGAGACUAUCUUGCCUCUACAACUGCGCUCAGCGCCGGCCAUUUACCAUCUGGAAAAUCUCACCCACCUAUCAAUGGUGCGCCAGAAACUGUGGCCGGGAAUGGACUGGCUGCCAACCGUGCUUGCCAUCAUCCAUGCCAAGCGCCAUCAGAUUCAGCGCCUCACCUUUGACGGCUCCUGGCUGGUGCGCCCCCUGAAUUUCGCGAGGCUCAAACUGAACGAUUGCACCGCCCUGGAUGAGGUGCGAUUCAGCAACUGCAAGCUCAAGGAUGUCACCGUGCCGCCGUUGCCCCUCUGCUGCAAGAAUAUAGCUUUUCGCCGCUGCACCCUGGGCAAGUUGAAUUCUUUUCUGAGGUUCCAUCCCUUAGUACGCGAGAUCCAAAUUAUCAACAGCCAGCUCCAGUGGGAUGUUCCUGUCCUGAACCGCCUUCUUGCCUUACGGAAGUUCCAACCGGUUCAGGAACCACUCCUAAUUACUUUUUGCCAGUCUACGAAGCUGCGAUCGGAGUACACGAAGUGGAGAAGGGAGGACAUGGACGCAGCCAAGCCGUUUCUGCAAGUGAAGGAGAUUGAUCCCCACCAUGUGAAACCCUGGAAGAUCCAGGCCGGCAUGAUCUCCAUGACUUUUGGCAGGCCCGUAAAUUAUGCUCCCGAAAUUCGACCGUUAGGGGAGGAUGAUCCUACUGCUGCCGAUGUACUCCUAGACCUGCGAUGAGAUUUUUUACAGUUUUGUUUUCUUUUCAUGCUUUUUUUUUUAAUAUAUUUUUUUUAUAUGAUUCUUAUAUUUUUCUAAAAUCUUUUUAACACAUUUUUUUGUCAUUUUUUUUCAUUACUAAAGAUUUGUCUACCCUCUACUAAAAUUAAACGAGAGGCUUAAAAAUUUGUUGAAAAUAAUAAGGAAAAUUUCAAAAUAAAUAGAAACACAUAAAUUAUUAAAUACAAGAACCAUGCUCUCCCUACACCUUGCCUCGACAGAUGCUCCCAUUCACUUCAAGAGGCUCCCAACAUACAUAUAAACGAAAUCAAGUCUAACCCUGAAAAGCUUUUGGCAUCUGUUCCUUAAUUUAGGAUCGCCAUUUUUCCAGUUGGGUAAAUUUCUGUUUAUCAGAGAGCACAUAAAUAACGAAAAAGUUGCCAAAAACAACAAAUGGAAAUGAAAUUUAUGUGUACCGCAUGUAAUUAAUAAUAAAAGAAAUCGCGCAAACAAAUUAAAUGGUUCAGUGUGUGUUUAACUUGCCUGUUAGCUUGUCCAGAACGGCGCUUAAUUAGGCCAACUUCGACCACCCACUCAUAUGGCCGCCAUACGUCCUCAUGGCGCUCAUGCCAAACCGUUUUCCCCGAACUUUAUGUUUGAGGCAACUUAAUGGGGUCCAGGACGGCCAGCACAGCUCUGACUAAUCGGGUUAACCCAAUCCCAAAAGCAAUGCUAAACAGGUGUAAUUGGGUGUUACCUAUGCUGGCCAGGGAAUAGGGAGAGGCGGCAGGUGGAAAAGCGAUGGCAGAAAGCAAAGAUCGUAAAUUCAGUUACUGGGGACUGAGUGGCAGGAGGGAUUAACUACAAG
This is a messenger RNA of Drosophila ananassae, 2266 nucleotides long. RefSeq lists its product as uncharacterized. Lineage: Eukaryota; Metazoa; Arthropoda; Insecta; Diptera; Drosophilidae. The record is from RefSeq and is a predicted model, not a curated record. The transcript is spliced from 2 exons. The coding region runs from base 100 to 1419 and encodes 439 amino acids.